Thamnophis elegans (Western terrestrial garter snake) is the source of this 1609-nucleotide messenger RNA. It is a transcript of the gene TM4SF4, whose product is annotated as transmembrane 4 L six family member 4. The record is from RefSeq and is a predicted model, not a curated record. NCBI's taxonomy places the organism in Eukaryota, Metazoa, Chordata, Lepidosauria, Squamata, Natricidae. The coding region runs from base 240 to 851 and encodes 203 amino acids. Gene Ontology annotation, cellular component: membrane. The transcript is spliced from 5 exons.
AUCUCAUUAGGGAGGGAGGGAUGCAGAAAUAUGAGAUCAUGACAUUGUUAGGCUUAUAAAUUGUCAGAGCUCUGAGCUGCUGGCAGACUGAACUCUAUGAAACAAAGUGGAAUCAAAAACACAAGUGGGUUGAGGCUAUAAAACUAUAAGAAGACCAUAAGAAACUUCUGCUAAAAAUUACAUCAAGAUCCAAGGAAAAGUCUAUCUUUUUAGUGGACUUUGCAGUACAAUUUUGAAAUAUGUGUUGUGGAGGAUGUGCCAAGUGUCUUGGAGUUACUCUCAUUCCUUUAACUAUACUAUGCGUUCUUGCCAAUAUUCUGUUAUUUUUUCCUGGAGGAACAAUUGAAAUUAGUGACCAUAUUUCAGAUGAAGUUUGGUACCUUGGAGGAAUUUUGGGUUCUGGUGUACUGAUGGUGUUUCCUGCUUUGGUCUUUUUGGGUCUUAAGAAUAAUGAUUGUUGUGGAUGCUGUGGAAAUGAAAGCUGUGGAAAAAGAUUUGCGAUGUUUAGUUCUAUAAUAUUUGCAGCAGUUGGAAUUGUGGGAGCUGGAUACAGUUUUGUUGUGUCAGUUUUGGCUUUGAACAGAGGCCCCAAGUGUAACGUUGGCCCCAAUGAUAGCAACUGGACGUAUCCGUUUAAUAAUGGGGAUUACCUUGCGGAUCAUAGUUUAUGGGAGAAUUGCCGGUCCCCAGAAUCCAUUGUGCCCUGGAAUCUGACACUCUUCUCUCUGCUUCUAAUAAUGAGUGGAAUUCAACUGGUCUUGUGUGCCAUUCAGACAAUCAAUGGUCUCUUUGGAGCUAUCUGUGGUGACUGCAAAUGUUGUGGGUGCUGUGGGGGAAAUGGAACAGUUUAAAGAAGAUGAUUGCAGAAUACCAGCUAUUAUAACACAGAAUAUCCCUUUUUGGACUUUCCUCUUGAUAUGAAGGGCCACAUGUUUUUACCUGAAACAGGCCCAGAAUGAGGAGUCUUUUCCCAUGAUGUAGCAGAACCACGUUUUCCUUUCUGCACUUAUUUUUCCUCACAUAUUUAGCACCAGUUGGGCUAGUGCAUAUUUAUUUUUAUAAUAAAUUCUUUUCCAAGACAAAGUCUUUGAAACAACACCGGUUGCCAUUUUUGGCUCCUUUCAAGAAGCAAAAUUAUACAUCAUUUGGCUAUGGUUUAUGUGAAGAUGGUCUAUGUUGGAAAUAAGUCAUAUGAAUGGAAUAAUAAUAAUUUGUAAUUACAGUUACAUCCGUACUGACCAUAUCUUUAAUACCAUUAAACAACAUCUGCUUAGCCCUGAUACUUGGAAAGGAUUCGAUAAAUGGAUAAAAAUGCCACGUGCAGUCUAAACAUUUGGAUGACUGUGCAACCAACCAUAGUAAUAAUAAUAAUUUAUCGGAGUAUGAGAUAGAAGCUCAUAUUUGGAAUGUUUAUAGAUUCUGGAGGUUUUUUUAAAAUUCUCCAUUAUUGCCUAUUGUUUCUUAAAUACUGUUUUUAAGAGUUGUAUGUUAGUUUGCAUUCCUACAAGUCAAAUGUUAAACUCCAUCAUAGUUGUUUUUGUAUGUUACUAUUAUGUAUGUUAGUAUAUAGAAAUAUUUUGUUUUUUCAAUGAACAUUACUUUGAAACAA